AUGAUUCUGUUCACUUUACUUCUUUCUUUUGCGGCAGCUUUACCUGCAGAGCAACCGAAUUUGGACAUUGUGGGUGGUAGCUAUGCUGUCAAAGGAGAGUUUCCGUAUGCUGCAGCACUAACGACUAAGUUUGCUGGAAAUGUCAGUCUUGUCUGUGGUUCAAGUAUUCUUUCAAAAAGUUGGAUACUCACUGCUGCUCAUUGUGUGACAUAUGAAGAUAUUUUCGAGGUCGUGGUCAACGCUGGAAUAAUCGAUCUUUACGAUGAACAAGCACAAGCCAGAAAUAUAGUAAAUUACAGAAUUCAUCCUAAUUAUGAAAAAAAUACGGCACACGGAUACGAUCUUGUUGUGGUGAAAGUGGAUCCACCUUUUGAAUUUGGGGAAUUUGUUCAACCAGCAAACAUGCCCGAAGCUGAUUCUGAUCCAAUUGAUUGGAGAUAUUUAACAAUUGUGGGAUGGGGACAAGUGGAUGAUCGUACCUCUGGACAUCUUUUAAAGAAAGUCCGCGUUCCAUUAGUAGAUUAUGACGAGUGCAUGCAAACACUUGAGAAAGAAAAUGAACCAGAUGCAUAUAAAUACAACAACACCGAAGUGUGCACACUAUCUCCAGGAAACGGUCCUUGUUUUGGAGAUGGUGGCGGACCUUUGAGUCAGAACAGCGUGCUGAUUGGAGUUGUUUCAUGGGGAACUCAUCUCUGUGCUCAAAAUGAAUCGAUAGCACUAUACCCAAAAGUGAGUUCGUUUAUUAGCUGGAUACAAGACAAUAUUGACGAGGAAUUGACUUUUGCUUAA
Messenger RNA from Diabrotica balteata, 792 nucleotides. NCBI's taxonomy places the organism in Eukaryota, Metazoa, Arthropoda, Insecta, Coleoptera, Chrysomelidae. The record is from the annotation of a GenBank genome assembly.